GAUUUUUUUAAAUUAAAUAUGAUGAAUUCAAGAUACUAAAUAAGCAUAUAACCUAAAAAUGAUUUAAUUGAAGUUGAAAUUGAGUAAAACACUUUAGUAAGGGAACUAUAUGAACUCAUUUAAAUGACUUAUUAGUAAUUAAAAAUUAGAAAUUUUAUAGAUUUGAAGAUCCUAUUGAAAAAUGGACAUGUUUUUCUUCUAUUAGAAAGUUAUUCUUAAAAACUACUGAUCAGGUUGGAUUUUGUUAGAAUGACACUUUAACAAUUAAUACAAAAUUCAUUCCUUCUUAAGAUUAUAUGCAAAUUUUUAUUAACCUUUAUAUUAAUAUCACAGAUGGCUAAAUGAAAAAAGCAUUUCAAAUAUAAGUGGAUCAAAAUAAUUCUCUUGAGGAAUUAGCCUAAUCUAUAUUAGCUUAUUGUUAAUUAUCAAAUUAUUAGUAUAGAAUUUAUUAACUAAUUAGAAAUAUAGCAACAGUAGAUCUUUUAAUCUAAAAUUAACCUUAUAAUGAUUCUGUUAAGAGAGGAAAAUCAUUGUUUUUAUUGUAAAUCAAAAAUAAUUGUACAAUAGAAGCUAAAAUUAGAUGGUUUGGAGGGUUUUAAAAAUGA
Paramecium sonneborni is the source of this 605-nucleotide messenger RNA. The record is from the annotation of a GenBank genome assembly. NCBI's taxonomy places the organism in Eukaryota, Ciliophora, Oligohymenophorea, Peniculida, Parameciidae.